Messenger RNA from Osmerus eperlanus (European smelt), 1698 nucleotides. It is a transcript of the gene sypl2b, whose product is annotated as synaptophysin-like 2b. Bases 194 to 925 code for a protein of 243 amino acids. The transcript has 6 exons. Lineage: Eukaryota; Metazoa; Chordata; Actinopteri; Osmeriformes; Osmeridae. The record is from RefSeq and is a predicted model, not a curated record. Gene Ontology annotation, cellular component: synaptic vesicle membrane; synaptic vesicle.
UUUUAAUGAUUCACUGUGGGGUUUAGUGGCUAGGUCUUUCCUUUAGGCAUUCGCUCUCACUUUAAGAACGCGAGUGAUCACGUGUACUAUGAAACGCUACUAGUGGGGAGAAAGUUUUGACAAGGCUCUGACUUGUUCCAAUUUACCGUUGCAAACAAUUGCAAAGACAUCUUACCAACUUUAUAGAAACGCAAUGGACGGGAUUGCUCAGAAAAUGAUGUCAGGAUUCAGUCUUGACUUGGCACCACUGAAAGAGCCUUUGGCGUUUAUUCGAGUCCUAGAAUGGGUAUUCUCUAUAUUUUCCUUUGCUACAACUGGGGGGUAUUCUGGCUCCACCAGCAUUAAUGUUCAAUGCCUAGGGACCACCAUCAGCCAAGAAGUGUCAGCCAUCUUUAGCUACCCCUUCAGGCUGAUGGCACAUUCAUACCAAGUACCCAGCUGUAAGAACGCCACAGGUCCCUCUGAGCUGUUCUUGACCGGGGACCAUUCGUCCUCAGCUGAGUUUUAUGUGUGUGUUGGAGUCUUGGCCUUCCUCUACACCACUGCUAGCCUGGUCCUUCUCCUGGGGUACCAAAAUAUGUACAGAGAGAGCAGUCGUGGCCCCAUUGUGGAUCUGCUGGUGACGGCAGCUUUUGCAUUUCUGUGGCUGGUGUCCUCAUCCGCCUGGGGAAAAGGCCUGACGGACGUCAAGUGGGCCACCAGCCCCUCGGUUCUCGUGAGCCUCAUCCCUGUCUGCAAGGACAUAAGUAACAAGUGCACACCAGGCGCAGUGCCUCACAUGGGCCGCCUCAACUCCUCUGUGACCUUUGGAUUUCUCAACCUCAUACUGUGGGGAGGUAACUGCUGGUUCAUAUUUAAAGAAACUCCCUUCCACAAAUCAGCCACUCCUCCUGCAGAAGUGGAGGAAGGAAUGCGUCCGUCCUAACUAAAUAACACGUAUUUCAAAUGUGUUUAAACAUAACACUUGCUAAAUUUGAAGGUAACAUUUUACAGAAAGUGUCCAAAAUGGUAUGUUGAGUCAAUUGUGGGUGCUGAACAAGUGCAGAUAUUGAGGUGUAGGCACCAUCCGUAGGUCAAAACUAGUAGUCUUUAAUUCAUUUAUUGCUUGAACUUUGGAUGUUUCUCUUAAUUUUUCAUUAGAAUAAGACAGAUUUUCCUAAACGCAUUCAGUUUAACUCUUUCAAACUCAAUGUUUGUUAUAUAAAAAAAUGUGGUUUAUAUUUCAAUUUAAAAUUGUUGAGUAAUUGAUGGGCAGUUCCUGGAAGUGAAUGCCUUACUCCUGUGUUAUAAAUGUAAAUUAAGACACAUUUCAUUAGUAAUAAGCCAGCGAACUCUAGUUCUCUUAUUCAUAGUAUGGUAUGCAAUUAGUACAAUAUUACUCUUGUUACAUAGUUUUUGAAAUGCACAUUCUUAAAUUAACGUUAUAUUUAUUGUGUGUCCAUCUCACCUACCAUAUUUUUUAUAAGAGGGGAAGGCAUGUUUCAUCGUAAUUAACGUCUUGUUAUGCAGUACUGUGCCAUAUUAUAUUUGUGUCCAAUGACAGCCUUCAUAUACCAUGAUUUUGGCCAAUAUGUCGAAAACUUUGUAGGUCCCGGUAAAAUAAUCGCAUUUUGCGAUAGUACAAAAAGUCUGAAAGGAAAAUAUGUAAUGUGGUGUCACAUUCCAGUCUGUAAAUCAUUAAAGGGAAUCGCUGGUUUA